Labrus mixtus (cuckoo wrasse) is the source of this 6201-nucleotide messenger RNA. RefSeq names its product NLR family CARD domain-containing protein 3-like. Bases 39 to 3464 code for a protein of 1141 amino acids. The record is from RefSeq and is a predicted model, not a curated record. Gene Ontology annotation, molecular function: protein binding. Lineage: Eukaryota; Metazoa; Chordata; Actinopteri; Labriformes; Labridae. The transcript is spliced from 11 exons.
CAGCAACAACACACUGAGCAUUUCACCGCCUGCUUUCGAUGAACAAACACCAGACACUUGGGAUGGCCGAAGUCCCCAAACCGUCUUCUGAACGAGGUGUUGGCUUUAAAAUGGAUGCUGCUAAAGAGAGUGGAAAGUCAUCCAUUAGACCAGAGUUGCCAGCCUCAUCCUGCCUGUCUAUGAAAAGUGAUUCCUCCAAAAAUAUCAUUUUAGAGUUCAACAAGGACGCGGCUAAUAGACCAAUAAAUGUUGAGAAAUCAAACAUACCAACCUCAUCCUGCCUGUCUUUGAAAAGUGAUGCCUCAAAAAACAUCAUUUAUGAGUUCAACAAGGACACAGCUAAUAGACCAAUAAAUGUUGAGAUAUCAAACUUACCAGCCUCAUCCUGCCUGUCUUUGAAAAGUGAUGCCUCCAUAAAUAUCUAUCAUGAUUUCACCAAAGAAGCACCUGGAAGAGGCCAACAUGACUGUCCAGAAUUGGUUGGCAUGGAUGGAAUCGCCAUAUUUAAGAUGGUCGAAGAACACGCCCAGAACGCUUUGCUGUGUGAGAUAAAAAGGUUUAAAGAGAUGCUCUUUCCACAUCUUACACAAUCUUCUGGAAGUGACAAGCCAAAUCAAGACUGUUCGAACACUGAAGAUACAAAUGAAGACACCAGUGCCAGUGAGGGGGCUCUGAAGAUAACACUACACACCUUGAAGAAAAUAGGCCACAAAGCGCUGGCCGACCAACUCGAGAAAAACGUCUAUGGGGAGCUCGAUGUAUGUCAGCGCAAACUCAGACACAAACUGAAAAAGUUUGAAUAUAUUUAUGAGGGAGUGGCCCAGCACGGGAACCAGACACUUCUCAACAAGGUGUACACUGAGCUCUACAUCACAGAGGGAGUCUGUGAGAGUGUUAAUAAUGAACAUGAGGUCAGGCAGAUUGAGGCUGCGACCAGGAGACGGGCAACAGAAGAUCGACCGAUCAAAUGUGAAGACAUCUUUAAGCCCCUGCUUGGACAAGACACAUUCAUCAGAAUUGUGAUGACUAAAGGCAUCGCUGGCAUUGGAAAAACAAUCUCAGUACAGAAGUUUAACCUUGAGUGGGCCGAGGGAAGAGUCAACCAGGAUAUCCAACUCCUGCUGAAUCUUCCAUUCCGGGAGCUCAAUCUGAUGAAGGAGAGACACUACACACUGACGCAACUUCUUCAUCAUUUUCUGGAUGAGGCAAGAGAAUCAGGAAUAUCAAAUUUUGGCAAAUAUAAACUUGCACUGAUAUUUGAUGGGUUGGAUGAGUGUCGGCUUCCUCUGGACUUUGACCACAAUGAGCCCUGCAGCAGUGUCUCAGAGCCAACUUCAGUGGAUGUCCUACUGACAAAUCUCAUCAAGGGGAACCUGCUGCCUUCUGCACACAUCUGGAUCACCUCCAGGCCUGCCGCUGCAAAUCGCAUUCCAGCUGAUCUUGUGAACCGUGUGACGGAGAUACGUGGCUUCAACAACCUCCAGAAGGAAGAGUACUUCAGGAAGAAAAUCUCUGAUCAAGACAUGGCCAGUAGAGUCAUCUCACACGUGAAGUCAAUCAGGAGCCUCCAUAUCAUGUGCCACAUACCAGUCUUCAGUUGGAUAUCUGCCACCGUCCUGCAGAAUAUUUUAGGUGAAACAGAAAGCCUGAAAGUGGAGGAGGAUGGGAAAAAAAGGGACAUGCCUGAGACCCUGACACAAAUGUACACACAUUUCCUGGUGUACAACUCAAUGAUCCGAUCCAGGAAGUAUUCAUCUGAGUCCCAUGGCAAAAUGGACGAUGAGAUGAUCUUGAAGCUUGGAAAACUGGCCUUUGAGCACCUGAUGAAAGGCAACAUGAUCUUCUACGAGAAUGAACUGAAUGAGUACAACAUCAAUGUUAAUGAUGCUGCAAUACAUUCAGGAGUGUUCACACAGAUCUCCGAGAAGGAUUUUGGAGUUCAUCCGGCGAGAGUGUAUUGCUUUGUGCAUCUCAGCAUACAGGAGUUUUUUGCUGCAGUGUAUGUUUUCCACACAUUCGUCUGCUUCGACCAGAACUUGCUGGAGCCUCAAGAAACAACCACAGUCCCAGAGUCUCCCAAUGAAGUGACCAACCUUCUCCAGAGUGCAGUGGACAGAGCCUUGCAGAGCGACAAUGGACAUCUGGAUCUGUUUCUUCGCUUCCUUCUUGGCCUAUCACAGCCAACCAGUCAGAUUUUGUUGAAGAGCAUCCUGACCACAAUGGUGAGCAACUCGCCAAGCAAUGAUGUUAUUGUUGCCUACAUCAAGGUGAAGAUUUGGCAAAAUCCAUCCCCAGAAAGAUGCAUCAAUCUCUUCCACUGCCUCAGUGAGCUGAAUGAUCAGUCUCUAUUGGAGGAAAUCCAGCACUUCCUGAACUCUGGUAGUUUGUCAGAGACAACGCUGUCACCUUCCCAAUGGUCUGCUCUGGUCUUCAUGUUGCUGACUUCAAAGGAAGAGUUGGAUAAGUUUGACCUGAGGGAAUAUUCACGAUCAGAGGAAGGUCUUCUGUGGCUUUUACCAGUGAUCAAAGAAUCCAGAGUAGCCUUGCUUAAAGAAUGCAACCUCACAGACAAAUGCUGCAAAGCCCUCGGAGAGUUGCUAAGCGAUUCAUGUCUGAAAGAGCUGGAUCUGAGUGAUAACGAUCUUCAAGAUUCAGGAUUAGAAAUGUUGUCUGCUGGGCUGGCAAGUCCAACAUGUCAUCUGGAAAAACUGAGGCUGCCUUUUUGUGGAAUAACAGAGGUUGGUUGUGGCUUUUUGGCUAGAGCUCUGAGGUCCAACCCAAACCAUCUGAAGGAACUGGAUCUGAGUUACAACUACCCAGCGCAGUUAGGGAUGGAGCUCUUGUCCUCUGUGCAGCAGGACAUAAAACACCUCACCAUCAGCUUGACCGGCAAUGCAGAGUGCUACUUGAAAUCAUCCCUGAAGAAAUAUUCAUCCCAGCUUACAUUGGAUGUCCAUACUGCCCACUCUCACCUGUCUUUUUCUGAAGACAAGCUAAGAAUGACUCGAAUGGCGACAGCACAGCCGUAUCCUGACAGUCCAGAGCGAUUUACAGACUGGGGACAAGUUAUUUGUAAAGAGGGCUUGUCUGGCCGUUGCUACUGGGAAGUGGAGUGGACUGGUGAACGCACAGGUAUCGGAGUGGCUUAUAAAGGAAUCAGCAGGAAAGCAAAAGGUAACGAGUCAGUCCUUGGCUACAACAAGCAGUCCUGGAGUCUGCGCUACUGUCAUGGUAAAUACACUGCCUGGUACAAUAGGGAUGAUGCGCCCAUAUCUGUCCCCUACUUCAACUCCAAAAGAGUUGGAGUGUUCUUGGACUGGUCAGCUGGAAGUCUGUCCUUCUACGCUGUAUCAUCAAACACCAUGACUCACCUGCAUACGUUCCACGUUCAAUUCUCUGAGCCAUUGUAUCCUGGCUUCAGGUUAGGAGUUGCAGAUACUUCUUUAAAUCUGUGCCAGCAAUAAUACCUUUAAAUUCUGUUAAAGAUGCACAUAGCAUAAGUCAAGGACAACAUUGCUAUGUAUGCUAACCCUAGAAGGAUUUCAGAUUUGUUGUUUGAACAUGCAUUUUCCAUCUUCAUGUAAGAUCAACUCCUAGUAACUAAGUAUUACUACGAAGCAACUCACACUGGGUGAUUUUAUCAAUAGUUUGUUGAAAACAUUUGACAAAAGAAGUCACGUUUAAAGAAAGAAUUUGCAAAAAUGUUAAACAUAAAUAUAGCAGAAAUCAAGUCUAUCCUCUGUAAAUGUCUCUCUGAGUCAUGACUCUCUACAAUGAGUGAGAAGAAAGAGUCCCGCUUGCUGUGUUGUUGUCGGAGCCGUGUUUACAUCAUGUUGACUUGGACGGGACGGCCGGCUCCUCCCCUUGAGUAUAAAAGCUGUUUUAGUCAAGGAAUAGAGAAAAGAAGAAGAACAUACUCACUGCUUAUUUGAAUGUCACUUUUGCAUUUUUAGAUCACAGUCAUUCCGUGUAAAUUUACAUGCAAUGGGAAGCUAAAAGCUAACUAAAGUGAGCUAACAUUAGCCUGCUAACACAACGAUGCAGGCCACAGGCUGUUGCAGCUCGAGCAAAGGACAAUUGCGCUGGGCUCAUUCAUAAGAAAGUGAGGGGAGGGGGGUUGGAGGUGUGUCGCUGAGGGAGAGCGGAGGCUUCAGUAUGCGAAGGUGUGGCAUCUAGCAAUCACCAAGCUAGCUGUUUGCACUUAGUUAACAUCUUUGCACUGAAAACUCCUCUGGAAUAUCUAUACGGCUGUGUUCGAUAAGUCACUUCAUUCAAGUAAAAAACACAUUUCAGACAUGUAUACACUCAUAUAUGAGUAUCAUUGAGUUAUACUGUAUUUACUGUAAUCUUUAAGAGCCCAUAUUAUGCCCUUUUUGGGGUUCGUAUAUUUAAUCUAUGUACCUACUAAAGUAUUUUCACAAUAGCUAAAGUUCGAAAAAAGUGUCUGUUGUCAUGUACUGCUGCUCCAUGCACCGGCUCGCUUCUGACUCUCUCGCUAAGGCUCUGAAGUGCCCACGUUCAGAGUCCCCACAGGUGCCAAGUCUGAUCUGAUUGGUCGGCCUGUCGGCUCUGCCGUAAUUGGUCAGUCGCUCAGCCACUCUGGCUCCGAGGGCCGGGGAGCAAAAACAUUAGCACCUUAGCACUGUACUGUGCUACCGCAGGCAUGUCGUGGGCGUGCUACAGAAGUUAACGGGCGUGCAACAUGAGCUGCUGGGCUUGCCACAACAAGCCAGUGGGCUUAGAUCAGUGAUAUCACACUGACAAGACGUCACACUGACAAUUUUUUUUCAAGGGGGGCUAGAACCGAGCGUUACAUACAGCUAACAGGAGGAUGUAGGAGAAGCCGCGUUUCCGCGGACAUUGAAUUUUUGCAAAUAGAUGUGCCUAAACAUGCACAGGACACAUGGAAAACACACUAAAGGACAUAUAAAACCAGAAAAAGCAUAAUAUGGGACCUUUAAACAUGCAUCAUAUGUCCGUAUCUUAUAUGUCUUCAUAUUUGUUUUAAUGUUUGUUCAGGUUUAAAGCUUUAAGGUUUAUUAAAUGUCACUUAAUUGAUCAGGAGCUUGUGUUAAAAGUUAUAAAGAAAGGCACUUAGGUGGAUCUUGUCAUAAAUGUUUUGUUUUAAACAUUUGUAUUUAUUUAUUUUACUUACAAAAUACAAGGCACUUAAAGAAAGCAUGAAAGCAACUGUGUAGGGGCCUAAAAAUGGCUUCUAUCAAAACCACUACCAGAAGACAAAUAAAGUUAAUAAAGAACCACUAAAACUAAAUAGAUAUCAGACAUCACAUAUCAAGUGCAGGCAUUUAGUAUGAUUUUUUUUCUGAACAAAGAAACAGUGUAUUGUACUUUAUGUUAUUUUGAGAAUUUUUGUCAUGUGAAAAUAAUGUUCUUUAAUUACAUUAAAAAAAACCCUCACCCUCAGUAACUUAUAGGGGUGCUAAACAAAGCCGUGUACUGGGGUGGCCCAACUGGGACAGUACUGACUUGUGCAGGGAUGGUCUGAAUCAACUUUUAAGUAACACAAGAUAAUGGCAACAUAUACAUCUUCUAAGCUUAAUUCUUCAAGUAAAAAAUAAAAGUAUAUCCAAAUUCACAAUUUUAAAGUCAAACAUUGGCACACUGAAAACUAUGAGCUGCCUUUUGCAACACAGCCUGAAUGAUGGAUUUAACAUAAGUGCCACAUCUGGCAAGGCAAAUGACCAAUUGGCGUGCCACCGGGGCUGACCAAUAAGAUUUCAAGGGGGGCCAGUGCCACCGCUGGCCACCUCUCUGGAAAUGCCCCUGGUGCUGAAUCCUCAACCAAAAGAAGUAUCAAGGGUUUUUUCAGGACAGCACACCAAAAUCUUAUAUUUCCACUUUUUUAUUUAUUUUUAAAUAAUGCCCUACAGCUUAUUGAGAACAAUUAUUUAUUUAUUUAAUAAUUAUUUGUCACGAUGAGUAUGAAGUGUGUAACUGAUGCAACACACCACCUUAUUUACAGUCUAAGAUAAUAUGCGAUACAUGUACCUACAAUGACAUAAAUGAUUGAAUGUAUGCACUUUAAGAUAUAUAGCAUGGGAUAAUUCUGUUAGUUCAUAUGAAGUCUAUGACAAAAAUCUGUUGAACAUGAAUGUACAAGUAUGAGAAACAUGUAUUUUACUAAAUGGACCAAACAUUUAAAGGGAACACACACAAAAAUAAUAAAGGUUGUUUAUCUAA